UUCAAAUUAGAAAUCAGCAAAUUAAGGUCAAGACUUCAGGACAGCCAAAAUGAAUUGCCCUGCACCGAGGAUAGGUCAGGACUUCCGGAAAGCCAAAAUGAAUUGUCCAUCUCCAAAGAGAGGUCAGGCCUUCAGGACAGCAAAAAUGAAUUACCCAGCCCCAAAGAGAGAAUGAGUAAAGCAGUGGACCCCAUAUUAGAAAGUAGGGAAGAGUCCAGAGAAUCUGAACCGCCAACUGUGCUCAAGAAACGUGUAAGUAAGAAGCACUGGGUAAAACUCCCAUUCCAGCUGAGCUCAACAGGAAAUGAUGGGCAGCAGCCACAGGAAACGAAUGCAGAUGAACCAAAGAGCAGCAGGAAGCAAUCAGAGGAUGUGAUCAAGAGCCCACUGAAACAGUGCACUUCACCAGCAAAGGCAUUUAGUGCUUGUACCCAACCUAAAGUAUCACUAGUUUUUAUCGGCAUAGAUUUUGGCACAGCAUUCACUGGAUACAGCUUCGGGUUUAAAGGAGCAAAACAGAUUCGGCAGCCUAAAUGGGGUGAAGAGUACGGAAUGAACACCCCCAAAACUCCUACCUGCAUUUUGUUUGAUGAAAAUAAACAUUUUCUGAAGUUUGGCUAUGAUGCCAUAAUGAAUUACACCAGACAGACACGGAGAAAUGAAGCAAAGAAGCUUUUCCUCUUUGACGACUUCAAAAUGGAGCUCUAUGGCAAGGUGUUGCACAGAGACUCAAUGAUGACUGCCAAAAACGGGAAAAAAAUGAGAGCUAUGAAAGUGUUCUCUGAGAGCCUGAAAUUCAUGAAAGAUCACGCCCUGGAUAUGAUUGGAAAGCACACAGCUGGAGUAACGUACUCUGCCUCUGAUGCUACAUGGGUUUUGACGGUUCCAGCCAUCUGGAGUGCAGCAGCUAAACAGUUCAUGAGAGAAGCAGCUACAGAGGCUGGUCUGGUGACAAAAUCUGAGCCUGAAAGAUUGAUUGUAGCUCUGGAACCAGAAGCUGCAUCUGUGUGGUGUAAACAGCUCCCAAAGGAAGGUUUUAUGGAAGGAGAUCUUACAGAAGCAGAGACAAUAGAAGAAGUUCCAGGAACACAGUACAUGGUGGUGGACUGUGGAGGUGGAACCAUCGACAUCACGGUGCAUGAGGUGGUGGAAGGGGGUCGUCUAAAUGAGCUGCACAGAGUAUCGGGAAAUAACUUGGGUGGCCAGACAGUGGACAAGAACUUCAUAGCAUUCCUCAGAGAGAUAUUCUCUGAAAAGGUGUUUGAUGAGUUUGAGGAAAAUCAUCCCAGUGAGCUGAAGAGGCUGAUGUAUGAUUUUUCCAUGUGUAAGCGUUAUGAAGGAGAGGUGCUGGUGCAGUGUCCUUAUAAUUUACAAGAGCUAGCCAGGAAAGUAAAAGACAUAGAAGACUAUUUUGAGGGAAACCGUGAUGUUGAAUGGGAAAGUGGGUCAAUACUGCUGUCAGGGACAAAGCUGAGAGCUUUACAUGAAGACUGUAUCCAAGGCAUAGAGAACCUGAUGGAAGAUAUUUUGGAGAAGAGUAACCUGACCAUCAGGUAUAUCUUGCUUGUUGGAGGCUUUGCCCUGAGUCCUUAUGUGAAUGGCUUUGUUAAAGAGAAGUUUGGGUGUAAGUAUAAGGUGCUCUGCCCUGUGGAUGCUGCAAUGGCUGUUGUGAAUGGAGCUGUUAUGUUUGGCAGGAUGCCGAAUGUGGUGGAAUCACGGAUCUGAGUACUGUGAUGUUUGUUUUCACUGCCUGGAAAAGAAUGGCAGGUGAAACUUUUUGAUGAGGAGAAAGGGUACACCUUUAGUACACUGAUGCAGCACUUUUACGAUUGUGAUAUGCUAGAUCGGUACUAACUGUACAUAACCCAGUUAAUUUAAGCUUAGUUUGUAAUAAAGAUGUUGGAGUGAAUAAGUGAGGGUUCUUGCAUCGGAUUCAUAUUUCCCUUCACAACUCAAAUCCUCAGCGGUGCACGCUCACUGAACUAAAAUCAAUGGCGAGCAACACUGGAACUCUGGAAACUAAAAUGAUUCAGGAAUGAUAAACAUUAAAUGGGCAUUGUUACUGACUGUGUCAACAAUUUGUCAAUCUUUUUUCCCACAGUGCCAGUGUUGCAUGCUAUUGAUUUCUGUUCAGUAAGUGUGUUCCCGAGGGUUUGGGUUAUACAGGGGAACAUGAGUUUGAUAUGGAACUGAAUCAGACACUGGUAAGUGCCAUGAACAGUUUACGGAACAUCAGGAUCUAGGGUCACUGCAGCAAACCCUAGCUGACCUUUAUGUCACUCUGACAAAGUUGAAAUAAAUCCAGUUUAGUCAUUUGGAAUUCAGUGCAUCUAAGGAAUCAGGACUUGAGUGAAUAUUGUUCUUAUCUAAUAUUAUCUUCUAAACAGAUAACACUAUGUAACACAAAUUUUGU
Pygocentrus nattereri (red-bellied piranha) is the source of this 2413-nucleotide messenger RNA. RefSeq names its product heat shock 70 kDa protein 12A-like. NCBI's taxonomy places the organism in Eukaryota, Metazoa, Chordata, Actinopteri, Characiformes, Serrasalmidae. The transcript is spliced from 10 exons. Gene Ontology annotation, molecular function: ATP binding; ATP-dependent protein folding chaperone. Bases 172 to 1725 code for a protein of 517 amino acids. The record is from RefSeq and is a predicted model, not a curated record.